Molecule: messenger RNA, 1396 nt
Organism: Opisthorchis viverrini
Lineage: Eukaryota; Metazoa; Platyhelminthes; Trematoda; Opisthorchiida; Opisthorchiidae
Exons: 3
Coding region: 36-1088 (350 amino acids)
Biological process (GO): retrograde vesicle-mediated transport, Golgi to endoplasmic reticulum
Cellular component (GO): membrane; Golgi apparatus
Source: RefSeq, a predicted model, not a curated record
CAGCAUCGCCUUAUCCGUUGUCAUCUGAUCCCCGUAUGCCAAUGAAGGGGCCGGGGCGUUCAUUACGUGUUUCCAUAUGGACAUUGUCGCUUAUGUGUCUUCUUACACUGGGCUACACCCUGUCCCAUUUCGUUCCAACGUGGUUUACUAGACUUGCACUAUAUCCUGUGGAUCUGUUUUCAGCAUGGAGGUUAUCCAAAAUAUUCACGUUUUGGCUGGCGACAGAUGAGCAUGUCACACACUGGCUUACCAUUCUAACAAUAUUCAUGCUAGAUAAGCUGAUUCGCGAUAGCUGGAGCAAGUUGGAGGCAAUCACUUUCUUGGUCUUUGUCAAUACAUUGGCCGUCCUCAGUUCAGCAUUCACUCUAUUUUUAUUGGACAGGUCUCCAUCGCUUGUGUUGAGUGGAAAUGCUGCAGUUAUUGCUGCUAUCAUGGUAGUAUCAAUGCAAUUCGAUGGUGAGAGGUUCCUCUUGAGCUAUGGGAACAUAGGCUUGAAAUCCAGGCAUGGGUUCAUUGUGGGGUUCCUUCUAUACCUGCUCUUCGCUCUGUUUUCAUUUGUUCGCUGGACAUCCUGCUGUCUGUAUUUUUCCGGGUUCCUCUGGUCGUGGUUCUAUCUGCGCUUCUUGCAGUAUCAUCCACAGAGAAGGUAUGGGGACCAUCGUCCAAGCUUCGCACUGGCAAAAUUCUUUCCUGGAGCAUGUGAGCAUUGGGUUGCUUUCCCUAGUAACCUCAUCUACCACGUCUUGCUGCGUUCAAAGCUAUGUCCAGGAGUGGAGCGACAAAGUGAGAUUGUUUCCACCGCGUCUUUUGCUGCUGGAAUCCCGGGACUUACAUCUGAUUCUGACCGCCACCGACGAAUCGCUCUGAAAGCACUGAAUGAGCGUCUGUUCACCAAAUCAGCUACUUCCGAGGAAAUCACGGAGUGGCCUGAUCUGAACGAAACGGACGGGACUAACACAUCGAAUACGACUGGCGAGCACCGUGCAGAAGUACAAUCUGUGGUGGUGGAUUUGACAGCGGCGCCUUCCACUGAGGCAGGUCUCACAGAUACACCCCCGGUCAUCGAACAGACGGAGACACGUGGAUGAGGUUGAGGUGCGCUGUGUAUCGUACUGUUUGCACUGAGACCUUCGUGUUUAACUCGUGCCAUUCUUAUUUUUCACAACACAUGUGAUAUUCCUUUCUUUGAUUGUUUCGCUGAAGUUUCUUGUUCUUUUUUUACCCUACACUACCUCCGAAACCGAUUGUGCUGUUUUUAAAGCCUGCAAAUUCCAAGAAAGUUAGUAGGUCAUCCGGUGAUAUGGCUGCAGAUUGGGUACCGUUUUCUGAGGUGAUCCUGUUGGAAAUUUAUUGUUAUGUUGAGUGUCGUGUUGAUCUCCAAAUGCACCUACCUAAC